AUGGAGAAACUCCAAGUUCAACCCAAGACCGACCACGCCGGCUACGUCGAUAUCUCCGAGUCUGCCGUUGCGCGCCCGAUCAGCACCCGACGCGACCGGGUUGUUGCUCGGCUCGCCGCCUGCUUGGGGCUCAUCGCAGUAGCCUUCCUGGCUCUAUCCUGGGCCCCCAUCUCCUUUUCCGGCAUUAAGUUCUUCUCGUGUCAUGGAUGGAAGAGACACCACGAUGAUUCUUCGCUUCAGGAAGCUCCGUUGAUGGAGGAUCCACUGCUCGAAAUGUUUCCACCAGUUCGGGUCCUAUCAUCGAGUAAGAAGAUUCCUCUGGAGGCUCACAUCAUGAGUAAAUGCCCGGAUGCUCGGGACUGCCUGCAACAACUUGUCCUGCCAGCUAUGGAGCAGAUCAGCGACAAGGUUGACUUCGAGUUGUCCUUCAUUGCCGAAGUAUCUAAUAAAUCGUCGGAGAUACAAUGCAAGCACGGUCCCACCGAGUGCAUCGGGGACAUGCUCAUCCUCUGUGCGGCCAACCUGCCCUUCCCGUCGGAGAGCGAUACUGUUUGUCCCACAGUGUCUCGUACUCCGACUAUUCGGUCUCUCGGGUUUGCCAACUGCCUGAUCAACUCGUAUACCGAUAUUCCGAGCCGUGAUCUGGUUGAGGGCUGCGCCUUGGAACAUGGUAUCGAUUUUGAAGCCCUGAAUAGGUGUGCUAGUCAAGAGAACGAUGGCUUUGAUGGCGACGAUGACGGCGAUGAGCACACCCCGCCAAGUGGCAUUGCCCUGCUGCGGAAGAGUGCUCUGCACAGUGCGGAGCUCAGCGUCAAGACCAGUUGUACUCUUCGGCUGGACGAAUCUGUUUGGUGUGUUAGGGACGGUGGAGUCUGGAAAGACUGCGUGAAAGGAGGAGAGGGCAGUAAGGUCUCAGUGCUUGUAGACGAGGUGAAAGAAUUGUGGGAGAAGGCCAAUUGA
Aspergillus sclerotioniger CBS 115572 is the source of this 960-nucleotide messenger RNA. Its product is annotated as GILT family protein. Gene Ontology annotation, molecular function: oxidoreductase activity, acting on a sulfur group of donors, disulfide as acceptor. The transcript has 2 exons. The record is from RefSeq and is a predicted model, not a curated record. NCBI's taxonomy places the organism in Eukaryota, Fungi, Ascomycota, Eurotiomycetes, Eurotiales, Aspergillaceae. The coding region runs from base 1 to 960 and encodes 319 amino acids.